This is a messenger RNA of Letharia columbiana, 2295 nucleotides long. RefSeq lists its product as uncharacterized. The transcript has a single exon. The coding region runs from base 1 to 2295 and encodes 764 amino acids. The record is from RefSeq and is a predicted model, not a curated record. NCBI's taxonomy places the organism in Eukaryota, Fungi, Ascomycota, Lecanoromycetes, Lecanorales, Parmeliaceae.
AUGGCUCAUCAUCAGCAAAGCAACCAUGAUCGGAGUCUAGCAGCUCAAGGGAUGUCCUCUAGCAAUGGGCUCCAUAGCUCUGCAAAUCAGUCCACAAGUGGGGAUGACGAUCUAACAUCGGAUGACGAUGAACCUCCGCAUUUUUCAAAAAUGAUCACACCGACCUUCCAAAACUCAAGUUUCGAGCAUAGCUGCAUGGCGUCACAGCAUCUUCAGCGCAGUAGGAAAGAAUCACUUCUCACUCAAGCGCUUCUUACGAGUCCUGAGCUGACAUCGUUGUCCGAUGCUGAAGCACCUGUACUUACUAGUGAUGGUGGAAUGACAAGUCCCGCCCGGACCACUACCCCCAGUCCUCCACCGCCUGUCAUCAAUCAUGGUGGCUUUGUCUCGCUCAUCUCAUCACAUAAAAUGUCUCCGGCGAAAGAACCUACGGGAGAUGGAAUACAAGUUGCCCAAGCGACAGGUGCUGAUCGGUCACAAGAAACCAAGGUGGAAGCAGAUUUGGGUCGCAGACGAUGCAUUAGCUUCGCAUGCGGCCGCCAGACCAUUACACGGAAGCAGAAUGAUCAGCCACCAAACACUCAGGCGAACAUCGGUGUGUCGCCGAGGCCAACUGAUCCGCCAAAACGGCCCUGCGUGUUGAGAUUCGCAUGCCCUAUGAAGCCAUCGCACACUGAUCUUUCCAAGUCCAAAAGUGGAGGCAGCUCAGUGGACAAACCUGUGCCUCCCGAAGCGGAAUUGGAAGUGCCCAUUCCAGACGUCAGCCUUAGAGAGCGUCGCAAUUCAGCUUCUACAGCGAAGACCAGCUCAAAUAAACACAAUUGCACUGCUCCUGUGAGCGCUCAACCUCGGAGAUCACAAGUAUUUAAUCGUAUAGACUUCCAGAAAUCCGAGGCUACCAGAUUCCAUGAGUUUGCCGGUCCUUUCAAUGCUGAGGAUGAAUGGAUAAAUGAGCAGACAGCCUACCGCCAGAAAAUUACCAUCAACGAUACUCUCCGAAAGGAAAAUGCUAUCAGGAAAUUGGCUGAGGAGGCCGAGGAGGAAGCACUCGAAGAGGAGGCUGACGAAGAGCUUGAUGACUACAACAAUGGCAACGAGUUCGACGACGAAUUCGACGACAACGGUAGAGACUACAGCGAUGAAGCUUCAGACGGAGGCAAUGAGACGGACGAUGAAGAGGGCUUCGCUGACUCCGACGACGAAAGCGAUGGCAAUUCGGAUUAUCAGUUCUGGACGCCAGGUCUUACAACAGCCGCCACCUCCACAGGCUACAUUGAGCACAUUCGUCCUGCGGCCCCUAGAGCGGCCUCGGAGUCCUCGAUUGAAUUCACAAACGAUGCAAAACGUGGUUCUACUCGAGCUCGAAAGCAGCUAGGGACACAUGAAUCUCCACGAAUGCGCCCUGGAACCCCUGAGCUGCCGGACGAUGCAGAGUUUGUCAUUGGAACUCUCGAUGAGGAUAGGCCUCUUGAGGAUGCAUACAUGUCGUGCUUGGAAGAACGCCGACGUUCAAGACAUAAGCUUGUUCCUCAAGAUAUCGAUCCUAGCUUCCCCACGUCAGAGCCCGAGGCUGAUAAUGAUGACGAUGAUGAAGAAAAUGCUACUCAGGUACAUGAUGAGCCGGAAUGGGUAACGGGUCGGCCAGACAGUUCUGGUGAGGACCAUUCGAAGUUUGAAAAGAACGGCUCACCGCCUACCAAAGCGUCUGACUCUCCAAUGCCUUCGCCUAAACGCAUUCACUCACCGCCACCAAAAAAAGGCAUUGUGCAUCGUUCACCACCUCCACGUCGCCUGUUUGGCCAAUCAACCCAUCGUCUGCGGUCUCCGCCACCGAUGCAUCGAAAACUUGCGUCUCCUCCAUCGUCCCGUAGAGCUUCCAUCAGCGGAUCGCCUUGUGAAUCUCACGGAAUCAAUAUGCCGCAUCUGGCCCAGCGCCCAAACCUCACUCACACAACGUCGCUCCCAAGAACUCCCAAUCCGUUCUGGGAUCAGCACCGCAGGUCUCGAUUCCACGGUUUUAACAGCCCACUUGUUGGCACUUCGCCAAAGAGCACCGGCCCUUCGCCUAUGGAUCUUCACAGCCGUGGACCUAUCGACAUAGUCCAAGGUCUCGAGACGAAAAGACAAAGACGCAAGGAUAAAUUCUGGCGACAACAUUGCCGCCAUGCCGGUAAAGAAAAGGAGAGGAGAUGCCAGCCAGGCAAAGGGGCGGAAAGGAUGAGGGAGCUUGGACUCGAAAUGGCCGAUCGGUGUAAAGGUUAUGGCCAAAAGGCACAGCUCGUUCUCUCCAUUUGA